Molecule: messenger RNA, 988 nt
Organism: Tupaia belangeri chinensis (Chinese tree shrew)
Lineage: Eukaryota; Metazoa; Chordata; Mammalia; Scandentia; Tupaiidae
Gene: LRRC75B
Product: leucine rich repeat containing 75B
Source: RefSeq, a predicted model, not a curated record
GACCUGGGUCUCGAGGGGACUCUCCUCACUGACAUCCUCUACAGGAAUGUGGCUGUCCUCAACCUGGUGGACCCCAUCUCCCACGACCUGCUUGUGAACCUGGCCCGGGACCUGCAGUGCCCCAAGAAGGACCGUGAGCUGUGGAAGUCCUCCGACAAGAUCUGCCGGCAGCUCAUCUACCACCUCACCCCUCAUUCCAAGCGGCAGCGAGGGUCCGGCCUGCCCCAGAGGGAGAGCCAGAGCUGCCUGAAGAGUAGCCUCCAGAAGACGCCGCAGGCCGGGGAGACUGUGGACCUGUCGGGCAUCCCGCUGUCGGCGCGGGACGUGCAACACAUCACACGCUACCUGGGCAGCCGUGGCGCCGGGCUGGCGGUGCUGGACCUGAGCUUCACGGGGCUGAGUGACGAGCUGCUACGUCUGCUGCUGCCUAGCCUGGGGACACUGCCCCGCCUCACCCAGCUCCUGCUCAACGGCAACCGGCUGACACGGGCCGCCGCCCGCGAGCUCACCGAGGCCGUCAAGGACACCAGCAAGUUCCCUGCGCUGGCCUGGGUGGACCUAGGCAACAACGUGGACGUGGCCUCCCUGCCCCAGCCCCUGCUGGUCGGCCUACGGCGACGGCUGAGUCAGCGCACUUCACUGCCUACCAUCUACGAGGGGCUGGACCUCGAGCCUGGGGGCGGAGGGUCCGGGGCCACCACCGCUGCCUCCACGUGGGGAUGCACAGCUGCCGGGCCUGGGCCUGAGCCUCAGGCCUGCUGUGCCAGGUGACCCGCCACCCACUGGACUCACUGCUCCUGGUGGACGCCUGGCGAUGGAGGCCCGGGGGGGGGUCCCAGGUCCUCGGUCCUCAGCCUGGGGUUGAGGGGGCAGAAGAACGGGCUCAUGGGACACGAUGACCAGCCAGGCUGGAGUCCCGGCCUUCUCUGCAAGAGGGGUCCCCGGCACCCCCCAGGGCAGACCCCACAAUAAAGGGCGAUGAUGCACA